ACGAUACCCCAAAGCCAUUGCAGGUUAGUCCAAGUGUAGCCAUGGUCAAGUGAAUAUCUGGGAGUAUUGUGGGAAGAGUUUUUUUUGUGAGUGAUAUAUUUGAUUUAAAAAUGACGAUGCAGGGAAUUAAAGACUUUAUCUUGAACAAUAAAUUGGUGCUGUUCCUGAGCGUGGCGCUGUUCGCGUUCGUAAUAUCGACCAUUUCGCUGGCCAGUUCAAACAGCAGCAAAAAGACAGCCAUCGAGCAGUGCGAGGCGAGCAUUUGGGAAGCCACCGAGUUACCUCGCUGUUCAGUGGCAGUAUCCGCACUCCCAACGAAUGAUCCUGUUUAUCUCAAAGUCAACGGCACAGCGUUGAGUCUGUGGAAUUUCGACGGACCUGCGCUGGAGUGGGACAAGGACGCCGGAGAAACGGCUCUUCUGUGCUCUGGGACGGGCAAUGUUCUGGAAAAGUCAACUAAGCAGCUGACGAAGAAAACGUGCUCCAAGGGCACCGUUUUCAUGGUCGAGGGCGCGGAAGCGGAAGCUAAAGAUCUUAAGUGCAAGGAAGCGGUUGUUGGGGAUAUCUUGGCUACGACCGAGCUCUGUGGAAAUCAACGCGGAUAUCUGUACAGAUUAGGAUUCAAUGCUGAUACGAACGGCUUCAUUACGUACAUUGAAUCCUGCAUGAACAGUUUGACAUUUUCAGUGCUCUACACGAAGCAUGUUCUGCCAGGAACUGCAAUCAAGAGUGCCGUUACGGAUACCACUGGAACGUGGCGGAAGAGUACCCUGUUCACUGAAACGGUCAAUCCAGACACGCUGUACGGUCAGGCACAGCAACUUGCACGAAUGACGGAACUGUUGGGUACAGCAGAUCAUGCCAAAAAGUAUAUUACUGACACUCAGUACCUGGUCAAGGGACACGUGACACCAAUUAGGGAUGGAAUUUUUCACACCUGGCAACACGCAGGUUUCUACUACGAAAAUGCUGUGCCACAGUGGAAGGACGUCAACGAGGGCAACUGGAAGCGUGUCGAGGAGCUUACCCGAGAUAUUGCGGCGCAUUUGAAUGAAGAUCUGAUUGUUCUGCAAGGCACACGUGGUGUUCUGGAGCUGCCACAUGCCACCGGAUCAGUGAUGACGCCGGUUACGUUGGUUACUGCUGGCAUUGAGGUUCCACUGUGGAGUUGGAAAGUGCUCAAGUCUGAGAAGUUGAACGCUGGAAUUGCGUUCGUCACGUUGAACAAUCCGUAUGAAACCAAAUUGGAGCAGCUCCUUUGUGAAAACAUCUGCCAGCAAACAGGUUGGUCCGAUAGUCAGUUUACGGAGUACAAGAAAGGUUUCACGUACUGUUGUGAUCCAAACAUGCUGGUAAGAUAUGUACCGCAUGCUCCCGAUGAAGCUAUGGUUAAUACCGUACUUACCAAGAGUAUGUUGCCUACAAAUGGUGGAUUAUCACUUGGUGGAUGUUUUAAAAUCGUAGUUACUUUAGUGUUAGCUUUAAUUAUUAAACAGAAUGUAGGUUUGUUGUAAUUACAAUAAACGGCAAGUAAAUAA
Molecule: messenger RNA, 1538 nt
Organism: Culex quinquefasciatus (southern house mosquito)
Lineage: Eukaryota; Metazoa; Arthropoda; Insecta; Diptera; Culicidae
Exons: 5
Coding region: 111-1514 (467 amino acids)
Biological process (GO): apoptotic DNA fragmentation
Cellular component (GO): nucleus; mitochondrial inner membrane
Molecular function (GO): RNA endonuclease activity; nucleic acid binding; metal ion binding
Source: RefSeq, a predicted model, not a curated record